UUCUUUUUUAAAUUAUCAUCCUCUCAUGGCGGAUAACACCAGAGGUGUCCAGAGGCUCUUGUUCUUCUUCACUUUUAGUCUCUAACGUUUUCCUCAUUCUUCUUCUUUUUUUUUUUUUUGCUUCGGGUUCAAGUCAGCUAUGGUGGCUACGUCCUCUGCUUCUGGUUCUGCUCUUUGUUUCACUGAUGCUUCUAGUUCUCCCGCUAUCAGACGUGAUCUUGGAUCUUUCUGUCUUCCUCCUAGCACAAUCACGUUUGGAUUUGUCGAUAAGCCUAUUAUAAAUCUUCAGCGACUCAGAUUAUCGGGGUUGAAGCCUCGAGCAGCAAACGCUACUGCUGUGGAGAAUGGUAAGCAAGAUUCUGACGAAGUUCCAACUCCAGUGGUCAUAGUCGACCAAGAUUCUGACCCUGAUGCAACCGUUGUUGAAGUAACAUUCGGAGACCGUCUCGGAGCUCUACUUGAUACUAUGAAUGCGCUGAAAAACUUGGGUCUGAAUGUCGUCAAGGCUAAUGUCUACCUCGAUUCGUCUGGCAAACACAACAAAUUUGCCAUUACUAAAGCGGAUAGUGGAAGAAAAGUAGAAGACCCUGAGUUGCUCGAGGCCAUCCGUCUCACUGUCAUAAACAAUUUGCUUGAGUUUCAUCCUGAAUCAAGUUCUCAGUUGGCAAUGGGAGCAGCUUUUGGUGUUCUUCCACCAACUGAACAGGUUGAUGUGGACAUUGCAACACAUAUCAAAAUUGAAGAUGAUGGACCAGACCGCAGUUUACUGUACAUAGAAACAGCGGAUAGGCCUGGACUAUUAGUUGAGCUGGUGAAGAUGAUUACAGAUAUCAGCGUAGCUGUCGAAUCUGGAGAGUUCGACACCGAGGGUUUGUUGGCUAAGGUUAAGUUCCACGUAAGUUACAGAAACAAAGCCCUAAUCAAGCCUCUUCAGCAGGUUCUUGCCAAUAGUCUGAGGUACUUCUUGAGGCGUCCAUCUACUAACGACUCCAGUUUCUGAAAUGUCAUUUAUAAGAAAGAAAACAAAAAAACACAAAAUUGAAAUAUCAUUUCACAUGAAUACUUAUUUUUUUUACAUUUUACCAAAAUAAGCUGCUUCGUUUUAGUGGCCGUCUCAUACAUCUGCAAUAGCAACAUUUUUUCUACUUCAAUCAAUUAUCACAUUUACCUUCA
Brassica oleracea var. oleracea is the source of this 1173-nucleotide messenger RNA. RefSeq names its product ACT domain-containing protein ACR11. NCBI's taxonomy places the organism in Eukaryota, Viridiplantae, Streptophyta, Magnoliopsida, Brassicales, Brassicaceae. The coding region runs from base 140 to 1000 and encodes 286 amino acids. The transcript is spliced from 10 exons. Gene Ontology annotation, cellular component: chloroplast thylakoid membrane; chloroplast stroma. The record is from RefSeq and is a predicted model, not a curated record.